CUUCAGCCUGCGGCUUUCGGCCAGAGUUUGACGGGCCCCUGGCAUCGCCCAUGUCCGGGGGCCGCAUUGUGGGGGGCACCAAAGCCCACCCUGGAGAAUGGCCGUGGCUGGUCAGCAUCCAGACCCCCAAGUACCACUUCUGCGGGGGAGCCAUUAUUCACCCCUGGUGGGUGCUCUCGGCGGCUCACUGCUUUCAGGAUGCCACCAGGAGCCACAGCCUGAAGGUGGCAGCCGGCAGCAACGUCCUGGGGCAGAACAACGUCACCCGCUGGGUGCGCCGCAUCUUCUGCCACCCGCUCUACCACCCCAAGACCUACGACCACGACCUGGCCCUGCUCCUCCUCCAGGAGCCCCUCCCCUACAGCAUCUACCACAGCGCCAUCUGCCUGCCCGACAGCAACACGGUCCCUGAUGACGACAUGUGGGAGAGCUGCUUCGUGGCCGGCUGGGGGCUCACCAAAGCCGGGACCAACCGGGCCUCCUACACCCUGCUGAAGGCCCAGGUGGGCAUGGUGAACUGGCUGCUUUGCAAACGCUGGCUGCCUUCCCUGACCAGAAACAUGGUGUGCGCCGGAUUUGAGGAAGGGGGCCGGGACGCCUGCCAGGGAGACAGUGGUGGACCACUCAUGUGCCGCCCGCCCGGCACCGGCACCCCUCCAGCCUGGUACGAGGUCGGGGUGGUGAGCUGGGGCCGAGGCUGUGGAGAAGCCCGGAGCCCGGGGGUCUACACUCGUGUCUCCAACUUCCAGUCCUGGCUGGAAACCACUUCGGCCCAGGCCGGCCGACCCUUCCAGGUGCCUCAGACCCCCCUGAGCCACGCCCCCAUGCAUGGAGCCCCCCAGCUCUUUGACCCAUGGCCUGAGGGGGGCAGCUCCAGCCUGCGGGUCACCCUCAGCCUCCCCUGGUCUCUGGCAGGGGCCGGGCUGGUCCUCAGCUGGCUGGAGCUGCUAUGA
Heteronotia binoei (common prickly gecko) is the source of this 953-nucleotide messenger RNA. RefSeq names its product serine protease 55-like. NCBI's taxonomy places the organism in Eukaryota, Metazoa, Chordata, Lepidosauria, Squamata, Gekkonidae. Gene Ontology annotation, biological process: proteolysis. The transcript has 4 exons. The record is from RefSeq and is a predicted model, not a curated record. Gene Ontology annotation, molecular function: serine-type endopeptidase activity. The coding region runs from base 51 to 953 and encodes 300 amino acids.